This is a messenger RNA of Rhizopus microsporus ATCC 52813, 1065 nucleotides long. RefSeq lists its product as uncharacterized. Bases 1 to 1065 code for a protein of 354 amino acids. The transcript has a single exon. NCBI's taxonomy places the organism in Eukaryota, Fungi, Mucoromycota, Mucoromycetes, Mucorales, Rhizopodaceae. The record is from RefSeq and is a predicted model, not a curated record.
AUGUCUCAAUCAAAGCCUUCAUUUAAAUCGCACUCACCUUUCUCAUCAAUGCAAGAAGAGAAGAAGGGUCUGUUCUUAGCUUUACCUACCAGCAGUUCAUUCUUUUCAAGAUCCUGGGGCAAAUCAACGCAUGUAAAUAGUCAGCCUUCACCUGUAAAUAUCAUCUUACGGCCCUCUAGUUCGACACCUACUAGCAGUUAUAUGGGUCGAUCGCCAAUACUCGGUAAUUGGUUUCGCAACCCAUUGGAGCAAUUAAAACGGAGGGCAAUUCAUACCGAUCGUGCUGGUUCAUCAUCGGUCAUCAAGUAUCAGAAGCCAAAGGAAUUCAAGUUUCAGUUCAUGCAGUUACCAAAAAACUGCUACUGCUUCUCGGUUGUACAAAUCGUGUUUCAAUCCGGGUCGGUUACCUUGUCCAUUCAUCAAGUCAAGUCCUUAGAAGACUUGUACCUGGCCUGUCAAAGCAAGGUUGACACGUUUAUUAUCUGCUGUAGUAAAGAGAUUUUGGAUAGCCCCGUGCUGAUUCACUUACAAAGCUCGCUUAUCAGCAAUAUGAAAUACUUACAAGAGACAUCCAAAGUCGUGCCGAAGCAGAAGACUGUGAAGAAGUCGAUCAAAAAGGACGAGGUACCCCUAGGUUUAGGACUCGAUGAUCUCAAAACUAUUAAAAGCCCUGAAAUUCCCUCUGUCACGACUAAUGCUACUACUCUGCUUCCAAUAAUGCCACAAAAAAUUCCUCUGAAUCAGAUCAUGCCUACACAUUCCUCGUCCACUUCAGUUAUUAAGGUAUAUGACACCCAUGAACCUUGGGUCAUGGAAUCUGAGCAAAGAGAAAUUAUUAAUCCCUCAAGCUUUUACUAUGAAACAGAAGAAGAAGACAUUGAUCAUGACUGCUCUUCGGCGAACGGUGAAGAAAUUGAAGAAGACCCAAUGAACUCUAAAGCCGCUUUACUUCGUUUGGCAAAGGAAACACUUGAUUAUAUCCAAUCACAUCGUGGAGCUGCAGACGAAUUAAAUCAGCUAAAGCCAAAGCUGUAUAGCUAUUGUUCUUCAAAUCAAACAUUUUGA